Spirodela intermedia is the source of this 1617-nucleotide messenger RNA. The record is from the annotation of a GenBank genome assembly. Lineage: Eukaryota; Viridiplantae; Streptophyta; Magnoliopsida; Alismatales; Araceae.
AUGGGCUCCUUGAGUCCGCAAGGAUAUCGGAAUCCACUAGCAAGAAUUGCUUUUCUUCGUCACAUCAAAAUAUUCAGCAUUAUCCAAUUAUCAAUACAGCUAGUGUGUUCAAACAUGUAGAAUUAGGGCGAUACUGUUGAGCCUGCCACAUUGGCGACACCCACCAUAUCCACAAUGUUAUCACUCAUUCUUCUUCAUUGUAAAUUUUGCUUCUUCUAAAUUCGAAAUUUUUGAGUCUAUUCUGCUUUCAAUUUUUCUAUCUUUUCCUCCUUCUAUCUCCCUUGAGUUCAGAGGACUUUUGAGGGACCAAAAUGUGAACUUUUGAGCAUCUCUAUAAGAUACAUGCUGAUUCCUUUUGUAAUUAUAUGUUGCGUUCACUUGAAAUUGCCAAGGCAAGGUCCUCCUACAACAUAUGGCAAGAGUUCAUGUCAACUACAUCACAUUGCAUUCUAUCAAAAUAUAUCCCAUUGCAUGAAACUCCCAUCGAAGAGGCUUCCACAAUAUUCACCCCUAAGUCCCUGCUUAUCCAAUCGCACAUGCGCAGAUAGAUCAGGGUGUCCCUCAGUCUUUAACCCCAAUUCCCUAGUCAUAUAGGGGGAAACAUAAUUUGCACCAAUGCUGCUGCCAAUGCCAAUGUAAAUAAUGACAUCAACAAUCCUUUCGCAAACCCUGAAUCUAGUUUUCGUAGAUUUUGUGACAUUCUAGCUGAGUUAUGUGUAGUACUUGUAGAUGGAAAGCUCGUCCAAAGAUUAUCAUCUCAAGUAGAUUUUAGUGUGGCAGUCAAGUUCUAAAGAAAAUUGACAAUUUGAUUGAUAAGACUUCAUUAUUAUGAGUUAAUAAUUAGUAAAUAAUAUAAUUUAGCCUUAACUCAUAAUAAAAAAUAGACUUAUAUUUGUGUUAAAGUGUGAAAAGUUAUUUUCAAUUGGCUAAUUAUGUGAUUUUAUAUAAUUUUUUAUGAUUUUUACAAUCUUACUUUUGAGAUAAAUAAAGAAAAAGAAAUAAAAAUAAAAAUAUAGCAAAAUGAGGGUUACCUGCCAACUAGCCAGGUGCGCAAGCAGGUCGAAAGUGUAGUUGGGGAGGAGCCGCAAGCAAAGGCUCGAGUGGCUAGGACCGAUAAGGGCACAUGUAUGCCACUCCCCUUCCACGCCACUAAUAGACAGCCGACUAUGGGGCAAAGAGUAGUCAUACAUGUAGGAGAAGAGACUUGCUUGGAAAUAUAAUAUUACUAUAUAUUCAUUCAAAACUUUGGUGCACAAGUGAUGUGAGACUAAACCUGCAUCACACCUUCCUCAAAAAGGCUUCAAUGAUUUUAGUACCUAUAAUAUCUCUUAUUUAUAAUAGAGAUAUAUCAUGAUGACAUUAUUUGAUAAGGUAAUUAGAGUACUUAUUUCAAUCUCUUUCAUGUAGGCAGGCAACUGAUGCGACUUUGAAUCCUCCCAAAGCCAAAACUCAUAUUUUUUAUCUGAUUAUUGUAACUUUCCUACAGAUUACCGGUGAAGGAUUAACUGCUAUAAUUGUUGGAUCAUCGACGAAAACCUCAUCAACGUGAUUCGCGGAGUAUUGUUACUAAAAUUACUGAAUGAUUCGCGAUAAAAGGAUCAUGAAACCAUCAAGUAA